CAAAAUGGCGGAGUUGGAAAUCGGAAAGCAUUGCACUGUACAACAUUGUCGGCAGUUAGAUUUUCUACCAUUUGUUUGUGAUGCUUGUUCAGGAACCUACUGCCUUGAACAUAGAAAUAAAGAUGCUCAUGGUUGUUCUGGGGUACUAAUAAGAAAAGAACCAGUUCAGUCUGAAGGAUCAUCUUACAGUUGCAGUUUCAAAAGUUGUAAGGCAAAUGAACUUGUGCCAAUAAUUUGCCCGGAAUGCAAUAAACACUUUUGUCUGAAGCAUCGACACCAGUCAGACCAUGAUUGUGAAAAGCAACAGGUGUCUAAAUCACACUUGUUUGUCAUUCAGCAAUCAAAAGAAGAGGCUGUUGCCAAUAAAGCUAUCCCAGUGAAGAAGGGAAGAACUGGAGCAAAGAAUGAUGCAACAGCAGCAAAAGUUGCUCUGAUGAAGUUGAAGCUGCAUGCUGUUGGUGACAAGUCCAUUCCACAGAGUGAGCGAGUAUAUUUUCAAGUGUUUUUGCCGAAAGGAAGCAAAGAGAAAAGCAGACCAAUGUUCUUCUGUUUGAAAUGGAGUAUUGGGAAAGUUGUGGAUAUAGCAGCUUCAUUGUUGAACCUUAGGAAUGACAACAAUAUUUUGGCAUGCAAGAAAUUGAAACUGUGUCAUGGUGAAUCUGGAAAUGUACUCCCAAUGGCAAAUACUUUGGAAUGGUGGAUAACAAGUACUAACAGUCCACUAAAAAAUGGUACAACAGUUAUCCUGGAGUAUUUAGACAAUGAUACUUUAAUAUUGGGAAACACAAGCUCAUACAUGGAAUGACAACAAGUAUAAUGAACAAACUUAAUCAUUGUAAUAGGAAAGAACUUGCUUCUGGUUACGUAUACAUUGAUGUAAUAUAAUCUUGUCAAAAAUGCUGUGUAUAUAAAAUAUCAUUUUAUGGCCAAGACUGUGUCUUUUACUAAAAAAGAACCUUUAAUCCAUCCACAACCAUUGUUAGCUUUAUUAAGAGCAAUUGUAACUGAAGUUGAACUGACUUUAUUUGGAGCUGAAAAUGGAUUUUCAAAAAUGAUCUCUCAUUUCUAUUUUUAUAAAUGUUGGUGUACAUCUUCAAAUCUAUUUGAUAACAAUUAUUACAGGAUAUUGUAAAUUGGCAAUGGUGGUACCCUAUCAAAAAUACAGACGUCUGUGCUUAAAUAACAUCAAAUUCUAAAACUGACAUCAAUGAUUCUGAUCGUUUAUAGUCCAGCACCUGAUUGAUCUUAAGCUUAAUAGACAUUUUAAAAAUCAAACUUCCGUACCAAUCUCCUCCACGGAAGUAAAUCCACCACUCCUGUGAGAUCUGAGCUUUACCUUGUACAGUUUGAUAUCAACUUAAUAUACAUAAAUACUGCCUUUGCCCCAAAGACCAGAGAAGAAAUGAAACAAUCUGAAGCAGGCACUAGAUAACCAGUGUACAGAAGGGGAAAAAACAUGUUAGUUAAACAACCUCAAAUCAAAUCAAGUUUAAUUGUCAUUCAAAAUGCAUACAGCUGAAUGAAACAGCAUUCCUCUGGGACCAGGGUGUAAAAAUAUACAUGCACAUUCAAAAUAGCAAGGAAGGAAAAGAAGAACAUAGUCACAUAAGAAACCACAUUUUUAGUCCAAGACCUUGAGCUACAAGUCCGGCAAUUUGAUGGUACCUGGCAGUCUGGCCUGUAGUUCCACUGAUCCAACACUGGAGGGCAGCGCUAACAGGCGAGGCCACAACCAAUGGAGCCUGGACACCACGCUACAACACAACCCUGCUUCUUGAGGCUCAGUCCUUGCUACAACUGAAGCGACACUGCUGCCUUGCCACCUGUCCCAUCACCAAACAAGGGAAGCCGGCCUAUGGAAAUCAAUGUCCAACAGGGUCUUGCAAUUGUAAAACAAACAUCCAAGGCAAUCACGGUUUCACUGCACACUACCUUUGUCCCAUCUUGAAGGCACCAACUCCGCUGCCUCUGAUUAGCAGGCAACAGCAUAGUCUUUCAAACCCCAUCUGGGUCCUGGAGCCAAAUUGAACCCCUUGGUCCAAUGGUCAGGCUCGAAUCCCCCAGACCAAAGGCCCAACUUGCCUCCUCUGGACUGCAGGCUGGCUCUGUUGGUACUCUGACCGGCUACUCCGAACAAUGAAUGGCUCACUGAUGCCCCAGAGAGGCCUCUGUGUGUAUACGCACUGCCAUCUUACCUGUAUUCCCAUGCUGUAUUAAUUCUUCCUUUGACAUACUGUAGUACAAUAGUUUGUUACACGUUUCUCCAACCUGCUUCAGGUAGAUUGUAUUUACUGUGUUAAUUUUAAAUAUUAACUUGAUGAACAGUAAGAAACAUUUUAAAGGGUUUUAGAGAGGCUCAGAAUUUGGGUAGAAACUUUCAUGGCACAACGCCUAAGCAGCCUUGGGCAUGGGCAUCCACCGUAAUUAAAGUUAAGGAUGUACAGGGUUUGGAAUUAGAGGAACAUAGAGAUUUUGGGUGGUUAUAGAACCAGACAAAAUUUUGAAAAUACAAUAACUAAUCUAUUCUGUGAAUUGAGAAAACCUAUGAUAAAUUUCAACUGUCAGUUUACCAGACCAGCAAGAGGGUGAAUGAAACAAUAAAAACAAAAUAAAAAUGCUCUAAAUAUUUCCCAACACUCUCAAAAUGCUGCAGGAACAAUGAAUAUACAGUCGACAAUUCGGGCUGAGACCAUUCAGACAGGCUAAACACUUAGUAGCUCAGGCCACAUCUGUGGAAACAAGAAAUAGACAAUGUUUCAGGACCAAGACACUUUGCAAGAACUAGAAUGAGAAAAAAAGCAGAAUGAGAGGGUAGGGGAGAGAUAGCUAGGACCAAAGGAAUAUCUCUAAUAGGGUAAGGCCAGGAUUGUGAGAAAAACUUCUGAAAUUGUGAAAAGGGCAUGCCUUAUUGAUCCUUCCCCCCCCCCCACCAACCUCUGUGCAACUUAAAAAACAACUUUUUUUACUUUCCCAAUUAUCAUAGUGACUUUUGAUCUGAAACAUUAACUCCAUUUCCCUUUCUGCAGAUGCAGUCUGACCUGCUGAAUGUUUCCAGCAUCUCCAACCUGAUGGCAUGAACAUUGUCUUCUCAAACUUACGCUAAUGCCCCACCUUUUAUUUAUUUAUUUAUUUAUAUACACACUUUCUUUUUCUCUCUCUCCUUUUUCUCCCUCUGUCCCUCUCACUUGCCCAUCCUCUGGGCUUCCCCCUCCCCCUUUUCUUUCUCCCUAGGCCUCCUGUCCUAUGAUCCUCUCAUAUCCCUUUUGCCAAUCAACCGUCCAGCUCUUGGCUCCAUCUCUCCACCUCCUGUCUUCUCCUAUCAUUUCAGAUCUCACCCUCCCCCUCCCACUUUCAAAUCUCUUACUAGUUCUUCUUUCAGUUAGUCCUGACAAAGUGUCUCGGCCCGAAACAUUGACUGUACCUCCUCCUAGAGAUGCUGCCUGGCCUACUGCGUUCACCAGCAACUUUUAUGUGUGUUGCUUGAAAUUCCAGCAUCUGCAGAUUUCCUCAUGUUUGCGGUUCUGGCAUCUUCUGUUUUUAUUUCACAUUUUUGACAUCUACUGUUUCUUAAGUUUCAAGAUUUGGUGUAGUCAUGUUUGAAAUAAGCUUAUGAUGUAAAACAUUUAAAAUAUUUCUAUUCCUGAUUCUUGCCUAAAAAUUGUAUAUUAAUUUCAUUGUUUUGAGUUUAAUCUUUAAGCCUUUCCAGAUUUGGAAUAUUUAAAACUUGCCUUUAAUGUGCUAUUUAUGGACUGGCAUCAUUUGGUAAUGUACAUUAAUAUUUGAAUGGAUGUCCAACAGUUCUUUCAUUGACUGCU
This is a messenger RNA of Mobula hypostoma (lesser devil ray), 3815 nucleotides long. RefSeq names its product zinc finger, AN1-type domain 1 (gene zfand1). Gene Ontology annotation, cellular component: cytoplasmic stress granule; cytoplasm. NCBI's taxonomy places the organism in Eukaryota, Metazoa, Chordata, Chondrichthyes, Myliobatiformes, Myliobatidae. The transcript is spliced from 8 exons. The record is from RefSeq and is a predicted model, not a curated record. Gene Ontology annotation, biological process: cytoplasmic stress granule disassembly. Bases 5 to 805 code for a protein of 266 amino acids. Gene Ontology annotation, molecular function: zinc ion binding.